This is a messenger RNA of Galendromus occidentalis (western predatory mite), 1929 nucleotides long. Its product is annotated as transitional endoplasmic reticulum ATPase. Gene Ontology annotation, cellular component: cytosol; nucleus; VCP-NPL4-UFD1 AAA ATPase complex. Lineage: Eukaryota; Metazoa; Arthropoda; Arachnida; Mesostigmata; Phytoseiidae. The record is from RefSeq and is a predicted model, not a curated record. The coding region runs from base 168 to 1541 and encodes 457 amino acids. Gene Ontology annotation, molecular function: polyubiquitin modification-dependent protein binding; ATP hydrolysis activity; ATP binding. Gene Ontology annotation, biological process: mitotic spindle disassembly; retrograde protein transport, ER to cytosol; autophagosome maturation. The transcript has 3 exons.
UGUCUCUGUCGGACAGGUCGUGAAUCGUAACUCGAACCUGUAUCCUCUGUGACCAACUGUUGAAUAUAUCCUGCCCAUGGCGUGGAGGGCAUGGAUCUGAUCAUGCUGAAGUUCUACUCAUCAUUUUGGAAUGCUUCUUGAGGAUAAUUGCUCCGAUCAGACCCACUAUGGCUGCAGAGGAAUCUAGGGAACGUCCACUGACGAGCGUUCCGCUUUCGGAUGAAACGAAGCCCGUGCCCAAACGUCUCAUUGUCGAUGAAGCUGUGUCCGGAGACGACUCGUGCGUGUACCUUGCACCGACAAAGAUCCGUGAAUUGGAUCUACCGCAUGGUGGCAUCGUCCUUCUCCAGGGCCCAAAACGUCGCAAGACGGUUGCUCGUCUUCUCACGGAUGAAAGCUGUCUGGACGAGAAAAUUCGUGUGAGCGAGAGCGUCCGGAACAAUCUCCGUACACGUAUAGGAGGAGAGAUCACAAUCCAGAUCUGUGGUGACAUCAUAAACGGCAAGAGUAUCCGUGUGCUACCGAUCGAGGAUACCGUCGAAGGUUUCAACGGUAGUCUUCUAUACGAAUUCCUCUAUCCGUAUUUCCACUAUCCCUACGACCACGCCAAGCCAAUCCAUGCACAGGAUACAUUCACUGUCCGGGGUCGAAAGCGCUCCGUCGCAUUCAGAGUGAUCAGAACCGAUCCCACUGAUUAUUGUAUUGUGGACGCCGACACCACCAUACUAUGCGCGGGUGCCCCGAUCAAGCGGGGUGAGGAGAUCGUCGGUUACAGCGAUAUCGGUGGUUGUAGAAAGCAACUGGCGCUCAUCAAGGAGAUGGUCGAGUUGCCGCUCCGCCGUCCCACGCUAUUGAAAAGUUUUGGAGUGAAGUCCUGGUGGAACAUUUUGCUGCAAGGACCCCCAGGCGUCGGCAAGACACGCAUCGCACGAGCGAUCGUACAUCAAACCGCAGUAUAUUCCAUUUCGAUCAACGGACGAGAAAUGGUGUCCGAGCUCGGCGAUUGGUCCGGAGCGAGACUGAGCGAAACCUUCCGGAGAGCUUCGAAGAAUGCACCCGCCAUCAUCUUCAUCGAUGAGAUCGAUACCCUCGCGCCGAAACGGGACACCCUCGGUGAGGUUGAGAGGAGAAUCGUGCCGCAACUCUUGACCCUGAUCGACGACCUCAAGUAUGCAGGCCAGGUGAUGGUCAUAGCCGCGACGAGUCGCCCCGAGUCGAUCGAUCCCGCUGUCCGUAAUUUGUUUUCUUUCGGUUGGCAGAGCGAUCUCCGUCCGCCCAGAGCGAAGGGUCGGCUCGAGAUUCUACGUAUUCACACGAAACGCAUGAAUCUCGCGAAUGAUGUAGACCUCGAAAAAAUAGCUGCGGAAACCCACGGUUUCGUAGGCUCCGAUAUUUCCGCGUUGUGUUCGGAGGCUGCCUUGCAGCCCAUCCGCGAGAGAAUGCUGGUCAACUAUCUCGAGAACGAGCUGAUCGACACGGAGGUAUCCAUGGAAAAUUUCAGCAGGGCCAUAGACAAAGUGAAAAAAAUGAUGAAACGCUGAAGUCGAUCGGUGGAAUCAAGCCUCAGAGAGAGCGUGAUUGCAUUCUUGCUCUUUCAAAUCGACCGCGUUUCGCGAAAUUCUCGCGCGGUCCAACCUUAUCUCCUCGUUCAUUGACGAUCUCUUAGAAGCGAUCUCGUGGUUGGCGGUAGCCAACAAAGUUAUACACUCAUAGUUGUGAAUACAUAUACACGUGACUGGAAACUGACCUGAUUUCAUGAAGUCUCCAAACGCAUGUGAUAGUACCUAGCCCUGGAGAGUCCUGAGAGCGUGGUGGUAUUGGUUUUGUCUCGACGCAUGCAUUGAGCGAUUGUGACGCGGCUCCGGGUAGAAGCCAGGGGUGAUAAACAUAGGUUAGCUAGGCCGCGGGGCGUUGGAAUAAAAUACAUUA